Octopus bimaculoides (California two-spot octopus) is the source of this 671-nucleotide messenger RNA. RefSeq names its product low-density lipoprotein receptor-related protein 2-like. Gene Ontology annotation, cellular component: apical plasma membrane; signaling receptor complex; plasma membrane. Gene Ontology annotation, biological process: receptor-mediated endocytosis. Gene Ontology annotation, molecular function: protein binding; hormone binding; calcium ion binding. The record is from RefSeq and is a predicted model, not a curated record. NCBI's taxonomy places the organism in Eukaryota, Metazoa, Mollusca, Cephalopoda, Octopoda, Octopodidae.
AUACAUGUUCUUUAUUCUUUGGGGACACCGCUAUCAAAGGGUCAAUGGUGUUUACCGAGCUUUUAUGGAUGGAAGUAACAUUGUAUAUUUUAAAACAUCAAAGUAUACCUUUCCAAGUGGUUUUACUGUUGAUAUUUUUUCCAAAAGGAUUUAUCUCAUUGAUAGCCAUUUCGACCAGGUGCUAACUUUUGAUUACAACGGAUUAAACAGAUUUGAAAUUGUUGCGGGAGCAAAAUAUAUUCUAACACCUGUGGCAAUAACACAUUUUGAAAGCCAUCUCUUUUGGGCUGAUAAGCAUAAGGGUAAAAUUAUGAAGAUGAAUAAAAACGGUAGCAUCUCCACUUUAACAGAAAUAUAUCAUAAUUCUUCUGAAGUUCCUAACACACUGGAAAUUUUCCAUUCAGCUUUGCAACCACAAGGAAGAAAUCCAUGCAAGCAGGCUAAAUGUCAACAUAUUUGUGUUGUGACUCAUACCUCUGACAAUGAUGGGCUUGGUUACCGUUGUCUGUGUCAAAUAGGUUUCGUUCCUGAUUCAAGCCAAAUGAAUUGUACACGUGUCAAUAAAUUUAUUUUAAUUUCCAAAAGAAACAUUAUUCAAGGUCUACCACUGGAUAGAAAGUCUACUUUCAAUGCAAAUGCUAUUCUACCAGUCACAAACACUUUUUCAAGGA